Loxodonta africana (African savanna elephant) is the source of this 788-nucleotide messenger RNA. RefSeq names its product defensin beta 128 (gene DEFB128). The transcript has 2 exons. Gene Ontology annotation, cellular component: extracellular region. Lineage: Eukaryota; Metazoa; Chordata; Mammalia; Proboscidea; Elephantidae. The record is from RefSeq and is a predicted model, not a curated record. Bases 454 to 738 code for a protein of 94 amino acids. Gene Ontology annotation, biological process: innate immune response.
GUUUUAAAAAUUAUCAUUGUGUGCACUCAUGAGCCUACAUUGACUAGAUAACGAUUUCCAGGUUACUUCUGAGAGUGAAAAGUGGUACUAACUGAAUGAGCUCUUGGAACAGUUGGGACAAAUCAGUACUGUCCCAGGCGAACGAGGACAUAUAAUCAACCAACCUUGACCAAAAUGGGCUGAUGGCGCAGGUGGAGAAAUCAUAGCACCGGCUCUUUAGGGGCUCACAUCCUGAGGAAGGGGUAGUAGGUGUGAUUUGAUGGAACAUUCUGUGACUGUGAGCUCCAUAUUUGGUAGUGUAGGUGGGGGUGGACUUGGAUUUCUUGUCUGUCCAUGUGGGUUAAAAUGAGAGCUCGGAAGGCCGACAGCACCCAAAACUCUGGCUCACCUUGAAAGACUGUAUAACAUAGAUCACUGGACAAAGAUAUUUUGCUGUCACUUUCUUCUGUAAACAUGAAGCUGUUUCUGGUUCUUAUUAUUCUGCUGUUUGAGGUACCCACAGAUGGGAUACGACCCAAAAAAUGCUUUAAUAAUAUAACAGGCUACUGCAGGAAGAAAUGCAAAAUGGGAGAAAUAUAUGAAUCAUCGUGUCGAAAUGGGAAAUUAUGUUGUGUUGAUGAAGCAGAUAACAAAAAGUCAAAGGAAGUUCUACAUCCACCUCAACUUGCAGAAAACUCCAAUGUGAGUCUGGAUUAUAUGAUUUUACCGACCAUCACAGUUUCCACAAUCCAAUUAUAAAUCAAACUCUUGUUCCACUGGUCUCCACUCUUCUUAAAUCAAAAGUACUG